Messenger RNA from Lycium barbarum (goji berry), 1974 nucleotides. RefSeq names its product protein-S-isoprenylcysteine O-methyltransferase A-like. The record is from RefSeq and is a predicted model, not a curated record. NCBI's taxonomy places the organism in Eukaryota, Viridiplantae, Streptophyta, Magnoliopsida, Solanales, Solanaceae. Gene Ontology annotation, molecular function: protein C-terminal S-isoprenylcysteine carboxyl O-methyltransferase activity. Gene Ontology annotation, cellular component: endoplasmic reticulum; membrane. Bases 793 to 1386 code for a protein of 197 amino acids. The transcript has 2 exons. Gene Ontology annotation, biological process: C-terminal protein methylation.
CCAAAUAAUUAUUGUUGGUAAAAUACAAAUUAAAUUUUUCUUUCAUAUUAGUAUUCAUAUGCACUUUGCUUCCAUUGCAUAUUUACCUUAAUUUGCAAAUUUAUUUGCUCCAAAGUUAUGAUCUUGUCCCAAUCUGAAAAGUAGUACCAAAAAAAAAAAAAGGAACUUUUUGAUAUACUACAAGAAAUAUUUGUUAUUUUUUAAUAGUUAAUUUGCAAAUUUAUUUGCUCCUAUAUGUGAUAAUGGGGUCUAAAGUUAUGAUCUUGUACUAAUCUGUAAAGUAAUAAUAAUCCAUUUUAUGAAACUUUUUUAUAAAAAGAAAAGGAAAAAAGAAAAAAAAGAACUUUAGGAUAUAAUUAAAAAAAAAAUAGUUGCUGUUAUUAUGAGUUAUUUUGCAAAUUUAUUUGCUUCUAUAUGUGAUAAUGAAUCCAAAGUUAUGAUCUUUUAUCAAUCUGAGAUUAGUAUUAAUUAAUUUUCUGAAACUUGUUUCUCAGAAAAACAAAAGGAAAAACAUAAAAGAAAGAACUUCCAGCUAUAUUAAGGCCCCAUUUAGCCAUGAAAAUUGUGAAAUUAGAAAAGAAGUAACUUUUGUUACAAAGUGAAAAAUGGUAUUUGGAAAUUGGAAUUUUUUUUUCCAUAUGAGUAUUCAUAUUCACUUUGCUGACAUUGCAUAAAAGUUUGGAGUUGAAAUUUGAAACAUAGCGUCUCAUGAUUUCAAGACUUUGAUGACUCAGACUGAGAUCUCAUUUUAGUAAUUUUAACGAGAGGUUUUGUUUGACUUAUUUGCGUGAAAUGGCAGAGAUUUUUGGAUAUACAGCAUGCAGACAAUUAUUGCAAAUGCUCAUUUCAAUAAUAUUCUUCCACGUUUCCGAGUACAUUCUGGCACUUGUCAUUCAUGGGAAGUCAAACGUAUCUCUUAAGUCGCUUUUGAUAAGUAAACAUUAUCUACUGGCAAUGAUUUGCUCGUUGAUAGAGUACCUUAUUGAAAUUUAUUUCUUUCCUGGCUUAAAGGAAUAUUGGUGGAUAAGUAAUUUGGGCCUUGCACUGGUUGUUCUUGGAGAAAUCAUAAGGAAGUUGGCCAUUGUGACAGCAGGCCGAGCCUUCACUCAUCUAAUAAAAGUUUAUCACGAGGAAGAUCAUCAAUUGGUUACAGAUGGGAUCUAUAGAUUUGUCCGACAUCCCGGUUAUUGUGGUUUCUUCAUCUGGUCUGUUGGUACUCAAAUAAUGCUUUGUAAUCCAAUAUCAACCGUUGGAUUUGCAGUGGUUGUGUGGAAAUUUUUCUCGUCAAGGAUACCUUACGAGGAAUUUUUCCUCAAGCAGUUCUUUGGUUCUGACUACGAAGAUUAUAUGAGAAAAGUUCCUUCUGGUAUUCCACUUGUGAAGUGAUUAUUCAACAAAUCCUCUUGAGGACUCUGUAUACGUGCCCAUCAUCCUUGUUCAUUGUGCUUCCUCAUCUGAUCACUGGUGCUGAGACAAUUGAGUCAGGAAUUUUAUUUUCUUGGACACUCAUACGUUUCUCAUAACGUGAAGUUUGCCGAAAAAAGUUCCUCUAAGAUAUUACUUCUGAGGCGAUGCUUCUCUUUGCAUUUGUGGAGUGUUUUUAUCUUAUUUGUAUAAUCACUCUCUUGUAGUAUCAUGUUGUUAGUUAGGUAGGUCUUCCUAACCUUGUCCUAAAUUCAGGUUCUUUGCUAGGUCUUAUGGGGAGCUGCAAGUUUACUGUAUCAUGUACGUACGGCCAAUGUUGCUCGAACUCCUCAAAAAAAUGUUGGCGGGUGUGUGUCGGAUCCUCCAAAAGUAGUGCAUCUGUGAAGGAUCCGAUACAGGUGCAGCGACAAUUUUUGGAGAGUCCGAGCAACAUAAGGUUAUGGCUGAUGGGAAUUGUGUUAUCAUGCUCUUAAGGAGAAAGGCCUUGCAACAUUUUCUGUAAUUUGACAUAUUCACUUCAUCUCAAUUAUGUUUGAUUUCUUUCUGUUG